AUGGAUGAGAAUUUAUUAGAACUUGAACAUUACCUUCUAUCAUGUUUAAGCAAUGAUCAAGCGGAGAUUAAUGCUGCCACAGAGUAUAUCUCAAAUAUUAUACAAUCAGAAAAUGCAAAUUCUUUAUUUUUUGGAUUAAUUUCAAAUUCUGCAGAGCCAAAUGCAAUUCGACAAGCAGCAAUUCAGCUUUCAAAUAUCAUAAAAAUGUCAUGGGAUAAAUACACAAUUGAAAAUAUCCAUGAUUUUGGGUCACAAAUUAUGAACUUCCUUAAUUCGAGUAAAUAUGAUGCAAAGACAAAGCAAUUACUAUCAAACGUAUUAAUACUUAUUAUCAAUAAUGUUAAAGAGCCUUGGCAAGAAUUAUUUGAUUUUAUCUCAAAUCUUAAUAACGAAGUAACAGAUAUUAGGCUUCAAAUUGCCUUAAAUUCAAUCAGACUCUUUAACGAGAACGAUAUUUCUACAUUAAUUCCUAUAUUUCAAAAUUCAAUAAAUUUUUCUUUUAAUUCCGGCAAAAUUGAGCUAAUAUUAAGUUCAAUGCAACUACUAAUUGAGUUACUAACCAUAAAUCCAGAAGGAUUUGAUCAAAAUCUCCAAAUAAUUCCACAAAUAAUUCCAAAUCUUGUUAAUUCAAACGAUACUGAACAAUCAAUAUUCUUUUCAUUACUGUCCAAGAUCAUUUCAUUAGCUCCUGAAGUAGAUGGAAUUAUAAAAACAAUAAUUCAAUUUAUUCAAACAGAUUCAAGUUUUCCUGAAGUAUCUAUAUAUGCAAUCAACUCAUUAUCAUCAUAUUCUCAUAAUUUUACAGAAGAACAACUCGAUUCUGUUCUAGAAAUCCUUAUUUUUCAAACAGUCAAAUUAUCUGAAACUUUGAACAUUCUUCCAGAAGAUUCAUCAGAUUUUAUUGAAUCACUGCUCAACGAAUACCAUCAUAACGAUGUCUAUUCGAUAAUUAAAGCAAAUUUACAAGAAUGUUUGACAUCAGAAAAUUCUUUAGUAAUUGCAACAGGAAUUCUACUUCUUUCGCCUAUUCUGAACUCAGCACCAGAAGUUAUCGUUGGAGAUGAGAUGCAAUUUGUGUUGGAAUUGUUAAAUCUCGCAAUUUCUCCGGAAAAUCCGAUAGAUGUUUGUAAGGCUGGCUGUAGAUUGGUCGGAUACGCAUAUUCAAUUGAUCCUUUGUGUCUCUACUUAAUAAGAUAUACAGAAUCAAUCGUUUCUUUGAUGAUUUCGGAAGAUAUUGAAUUAUCUCACUUAGCAAGUCAAGCUUUGGACUGGAUCUUUGACGUAAGACAGGUAGUCGAUGAAUCUGUCGUUCAAUUUUUGUUCGAUUCCAAAGAAAACGUCCAAUUUAAUUGUUUAUCGAGGUAUUUAUUGACUUUUCAUAAGGCAAUCCUAUCAGCGAACCAUUUAUCAGCUAAUUUGAUGCAGAGGGUCUUUGAUUUUACUGUUGAAAACUUAAAUCAAACUGGAAAUUCGGAAUUUGUUGGAAUAUCUUUGAAUAUAUUCGCUUCUUUGCUAUCGAAAGACGAGAAUUAUGCUUCUUAUCUAGAAAACAUAGUUCCUUUCGUUCAGCAAUGCUUGGAAAGCGAAGAAUUCGAUUGUUUCAACGCAUUGACAUUUUUAGGAAAAAUUUCAGAAAUUUUGGGAGUUUGUGGAACAGAAUUUUUAAGUUUGUUCAUCGAGAAACUGGAAGAUAUCAUUAAAAACAGGAAAAUCUACAGAGCAAUGAGAUUUAGAGCUUCAAUUAAAACUUUGUGCAAAUUUAUCAGAUAUUCAGAGAUAAAUGUCAUAGAAUUUACUCUGAAAUGGCUCAAAAAGAUGAUAGUGUCACAUAUUGAUCAUGACAUCAACGAAGGAUUGUUGAAUUUGAAGAUUAUUGUAAAAUCUUUAGAUGAUCAAACGAAAAAGAGGUUUUACAAAAUAGUUUUAAGCACUACGAUGGAAACAGACUCCCAAGAGAUCUUAUCUUCGCGUCUUUUGGUUCUUCCUAAAUUUAUCAAAUAUCCUCCACAAAAUUAUCAAGAAAAGAUGUUCCAAGAACUCUCAGAUUUCUGUUACUCCUUUGUGGAAGGAAAUUUGGAAUGUUUGGGCGGAAAAUCGUUUUUAAAUGAAAUGAUUUUUGCUCCUUUGGUCCAAGACUUCGCAAACUUCGUUGCAGUGUUCUGUUCUAAGUCUAAUAUAAACUGCACUGAGAUUGCAAUGCUUUUUAGCCCUUUAAUCGAGAAAAAUGAAGAAUUUUAUUUAUCUCUUCUGUUUUCUGUGUUUUCUGGAGUUCUAGAGAACGAAACAAUCGAUGAAAACUUCGCACAGGAGAUAUGUGACUACAUUCCAGCCCUUUUUGAGAAAUCUGUGACGAUUAAUUUGCAACAUGACGCAAUUUUCAUGAUGAACAAACUUUUAGUGCAUUUCCCGCAACUUUAUGAUGAUGCAAAGCCACUGAUAGUCGAAAAUGCCUUGAAUUGGUUCAACAAAGCGAAAUCUGAAAAUUCAAUUUUCGGAAAAAUGCUUUCUAACGCUGCAUCAUUGUUUAUACAUGCAGCAACACUAGAUAAAACAAUUGACCAGCAGAUUAUUGAUCAGUCUUUGUUGUUUUAUCCUCCAGAAGAUGAAACAGAAUUUUCUGAUUUCACAAAUUAUAUUUUUCAACUUUUUGAAGUUUCUGAACUGAGUUUGGACUCAAAGAAGAACAUAGCAACAGGUUUGUUUACAGUUAUAACUGCUCAGAAGUAUAUGAUGAGAAAAUGGCAUUUAUCUGAAGAAAAAUCCCAAAUUUUGAAUCAGAUUUUACGAAAUUUGUUGGAAGAUGAAACCAUUUUAUCUCAUAUGAGAAGUAUAUUACAAAAUGAUCCAUCUUCUUUACAGAAAUUAGAAAUUUUCCUUUCAAAUUCAAAUUGA
This is a messenger RNA of Trichomonas vaginalis G3, 2892 nucleotides long. Its product is annotated as armadillo (ARM) repeat-containing protein family. The transcript has a single exon. NCBI's taxonomy places the organism in Eukaryota, Parabasalia, Trichomonadida, Trichomonadidae. The record is from RefSeq and is a predicted model, not a curated record. The coding region runs from base 1 to 2892 and encodes 963 amino acids.